CAGCCCAGUAUCAAAAUGACGGAUGAACAACAAGGUUGCCCAAGGGCGUGGAGGUUGCUUCGUUACGGGCGAUUCGUAGCGUCAGACGGCCCAACUGCCUCGGGAAAAGACGAGAAAUCUAAACCCCAAGGAACAUGGAAGCUCUUUGGGUGUGACGAUGGGGUUCUCUCCCUUUCUCUUACGGAAACAAACCACCUGUUGCUGACAAAGGGAGCAGAAGUUCUAGAGGGAUUUUCUCUACACAAUGCACAGCAGUGGUUGAAAGCUGUGCAUAAGGGGGACAGUCUACUGUUUGUCUCCAAACUCAACAACGAGAGCCGCAUGUUUCGUGUCCAAGUGGCGCCCUCUGGCCAACAGUCUGGUAUUGCAUGUUGUGCUGCCUGUGUCAAAGAACUGUCUAAAUACUUCCCAGUUAACACCAGUGUCAUCCCCUCAACACCAGAAGAAUCCAGGGGCAAAGAUGAUGACAAGCAGACAGAAGACAAAAAGGAAGACACUGAGACCGCCAUUGCAAAAGAAACAUUGCAAAUAAGUGACGGGCGUGUUACAGUGCCUGAUAUGGCAAAGAUCUUGACAGGUGCGGUGACCUGUGACCUCCCACUAGCCUACCAGCAGACUAACCUGUUCACAGACCCAGGUCACAUGGACGCCAUCCUCCAUCUGUGUCUCACGGACAGCAACUUUCCUGCAUUUGUUGGACAAGUAGAAACAAGAAUGCAGGAAAUAAUAGAAGGCAGAGAUUAAUACAGAGGUGUCAAAGUGGUCUACAUCAUGUAAUUUUGUAAUCUUGCUGUCUGCUUAGUGUUUGACAUAUUAUUACAUGUAGAAGAAAUAAAAUGGGUUUGGCUGGAUAUA
Molecule: messenger RNA, 855 nt
Organism: Branchiostoma floridae (Florida lancelet)
Lineage: Eukaryota; Metazoa; Chordata; Leptocardii; Amphioxiformes; Branchiostomatidae
Product: meiotic recombination protein REC114-like
Exons: 4
Coding region: 16-744 (242 amino acids)
Source: RefSeq, a predicted model, not a curated record